Nicotiana tabacum (common tobacco) is the source of this 2068-nucleotide messenger RNA. The record is from RefSeq and is a predicted model, not a curated record. NCBI's taxonomy places the organism in Eukaryota, Viridiplantae, Streptophyta, Magnoliopsida, Solanales, Solanaceae.
AAAACUUAACUCUCUCUCGCUCUCUCUCUCUCUCUCUUACCUAUCAACCUUAAACCCUCCAAGAACCACAAAGACCAUGACUUUUGCCACUGCCAGUUUAACUCCAAUAUUCACCAACUGUUUGAUUGCUUCUCGAAUAUGGACACCCAAUUGGCGAAAUGGGUUUGUUUCCCCUAUUACUCUGUUGCAUACAUUAGCCUCAAGUCGUAGCCGCCUCCUCAAGAACAAGAAUCAUUACCAAGACUUGGUCUUUUCUUCUUGCAGCAGAGGCUUCAGCUGUCAAUCCACUGCUUUGUCUGAUGUCAAUUCACAUUCUCACACUGUUUCCUCAAAUGGCCAUCUUAUGUAUGGACGCUUGCUGCCAUGCCCCUUGCAGAAUAGCCCACCAAGAGUCGAGCAUCUUGUCGUCACAAAAGAAGGGCCUGUUCUAGACUAUAUUAGUAAAGCUUUGGAUCUUCCUCCAUUAUAUGUGGAAGAUCUUAUACAGUUUGGGGCUGUGUAUUAUGCGCUCGUAUGUCCUAAGCCACCUCCGACUGCCACCGCUGAGCAAAUUAAAGUGUAUGAAGAAGUUACAGAUCCAUCAGUUCUUAGAAAGCGAACUUCAAUCAAAGGAAAAACUGUACGUGAAGCUCAAAAAACUUUUCGUAUAACUCAUGCUGAUGAUAUUGUUGAAACUGGAACUUAUUUGCGGGUGCAUGUACACCCUAAGCGUUUUCCAAGGUGCUAUGACAUUGACUGGAAAUCUCGUAUUAUUGCUGUAACCGACGACUAUGUGAUUCUGGACAAACCUGCUGGUACAUCUGUAGGAGGAACUACAGAUAACAUUGAAGAAAGCUGUGCUACAUUUGCUACUAGAGCAUUAGGAUUUUCAGCUCCACUACAGACUACCCAUCAGAUUGACAAUUGCACUGAAGGAUGCGUUGUACUAGCUCGAAGCAAGGAGUACUGUUCAGUAUUUCAUGGAAAAAUCAGGGAGAAGAAGGUCAAAAAGCUUUAUCUUGCGCUGGCUGCUGCUCCGGUGCCGAUCGGAAUACUUACACACUACAUGCGUCCUAUUAAUAUGGCGCCAAGACUUGUUUCUGAAGAUUUUGUGAAAGGAUGGUAUUUGUGCCAACUUGAGGUUUUAGAAUGCAAGAAGGUAGCCUGGCCUAGGAGUGAAAUUGAGAGCACAUACAACAUUGAGGACUGUGGAUGGCCUUUGAAAGACUUUGCAUAUGAGUGCCAAAUCAACCUUCUAACUGGUCGGACGCAUCAGAUUCGAGCACAAUUAGCUGCCUGUAGUGCACCAGUGGUGGGUGACGCGAUGUAUAUGCCAGCUGCAAUUGCUGAAAUGGUCAGUCCUGGUAGUAACCCACUUGGGAAGAACAAAAAACUAUAUACAAACGAAAAUGAUAAAUCACUUGCAAUAGAUGAGUGGAUCGCACAACAUGGUAAGGAACCUAGUGUUGCCAUAGGUCUUCAGGCAUGCCAGAUUUCAUGGGACGACGGCGAGCACUGUUAUGAGGCCAGAUCACCUUGGUGGAGGUAGAUAAAAGCUUGUGCUAAUGUUUAAUCCUGGCUUCAUCAGAAUAGCGUGGCAGGACGGGCAAAUUCUUCCGCAUAAGCAAUUGCCUGUGCUAGGAUCAUACUAUGAGCUGCAAGGAAAGGCUCACUUACUGAAUUACAGUGUGUAGUUGUGCAAUAGUCUUGAGUCAUGAAUUGGUGGGUGAAUUACCAGGAUGUUGAAGAGAAAUUUAUCAGCAUAUUUGAGGUCUUUAAUUGAAGGUACCUCACACUUUGCCCUACUCUCAGAGUUUCUGAAGCAAUGAUCUGCACAUAUCUUCCCUUGACAAAGAUUCAAAAUCCCUCAGUGUAACGGCGAAUCUUACUAUAGUAGACUAGUAGUAGAGCAUGUCAUAAAUAUUUCAGGCUCAUGCCCUUUUUAUCCAUUGACUGGUAAUACUACUCACUGAAUCUUAUGGCUUAGCCAAGCUCUGGCAGUUCUUAUUUUGAGGGAUGUAAAUACGAUUUGCUGUCAUGCUUGGUCCGAUCAAUGUUUAGUACGAAAUAGUAAUUAAAGUUUAUGAAA